Molecule: messenger RNA, 5513 nt
Organism: Dermochelys coriacea (leatherback sea turtle)
Lineage: Eukaryota; Metazoa; Chordata; Testudines; Dermochelyidae
Gene: DHRS7B
Product: dehydrogenase/reductase 7B
Exons: 7
Coding region: 165-974 (269 amino acids)
Cellular component (GO): membrane
Molecular function (GO): oxidoreductase activity
Source: RefSeq, a predicted model, not a curated record
AGUGGGACCCGCUGGUCCGCUCCUUCAAUCAUCCGCUCCGGGCCGAAGCAGGCAACAUCCGCCUCACCCCCAGCGAAGGAACCGCCUCGCUCCUGGUGACGCGAGGGGGCGGGGAGCGCGUUCAUUGGUCGGCCGACGAAGGCCGGCCACUUCCUGGUGUGGCCAUGGUGACGGGGAUAGCCAGGAAGAACAUUCACAAAGGGAAGCUCAUGGAUCUCACCUUCACAGCCAUUGUCCCACUGCUUCUCGGAAGUGUGGGGCUCUUCACCCUCUUCAGGCUGCUGCAGCGAAUGAGGAUGCGAGCCUACCUCCAGGAUGCAGUAGUGGUGAUCACAGGAGCUACAUCUGGCCUGGGGAAAGAAUGUGCAAAAGCUUUCCAUGCAGCUGGUUCCAGACUGGUGCUCUGUGGCAGAAAUGGUGAGAGAUUGCAGGACCUGGUGCAGCAGCUCUCUGCCAAGGCCAAUAACGCAAAGAAUAUACACAAACCUUUCACUGUGAUCUUUGACCUCUCUGAUACUAAAAUGGUAGUAAGUGCUGCUGAAGAGAUCCUGAAGUGUGUGGGUCAUGUGGACAUACUGAUCAACAAUGCAGGGAUCAGUUACCGAGGAACGAUAUUGGACACAGGGGUGGAUGUGGACAAAAAAGUGAUGGAAACCAACUACUUUGGUCCUAUAGCAUUCACAAAAGCUCUUCUGCCCUCCAUGAUCAAAAGACAACAAGGCCAUAUUGUGGUGAUCAGCAGUGUUCAAGGCAAAAUAAGCAUUCCUUUCAGAUCAGCAUAUGCAGCCUCCAAGCAUGCCACCCAGGCCUUUUUUGACUGCCUGCGAGCAGAGCUGGAACAGUAUGAAAUCGAUGUGACUGUUGUGAGCCCUGGCUACAUUCAGACAAACCUGUCUGUCAAUGCUGUAACUGCAGAUGGAUCUCGCUAUGGAGGGAUACAAAGAAUAUCCAAUAGAAAGGAGGCUGUUAGUUAAGAGGGAAGGAGGAAAAUGAGUUCAGAUUAUUGAACUAUAGCUCCAGCUGAGCUUUGGGGAAUAUGGAAACUAUCCUUGUCUCCCUCAUUUCAGCCAGUCAAUAUGCACCUGGCAUUUACGCAGUCAAGUGGCAGCAAGUGAAACUUGUGAGUGUUCAACAUUGGAACCUCCAUCCAUAACUGAACUAAAAUGUCUAAUAAUGCCUCUGGUGGACCACAUGGUUCAGUGGUGAAGCAAUGGCCUGGGAUCUGGGAGGAUCCCCUCUACUGACCCGAGCUCAGCCAUCACUCCAAACUUGGACUCCCAACAAAGCCAUCUGAAAUUGGUUUAAAAGCAAGAAUCUCACUGACAACAAAACACUGAGCUGAGCUUUCCUGGGGAAAUAACCCUUCAGAAACGAGUGCUUACCUGCUGUGGUCCAUGCUGAUUUCCCUUUGCUCUUUACAGUUAUGGACAAGAACACGAUUGAAGGCAGAACCGCUGCAGAGGUGGCUCAGGUGGUUCUUAAUGCAGUGGGGCAGAAGAAGAAGGAGGUGCUCGUAGCUGGCUUACUGCCUUCCCUGGCUGUUUACCUGCGAACUCUGUCCCCCAGACUCUUCUUCACCUUUAUGGCAUCUAGAGCAAGAAAGGAGAGGAAAACGAAGGACUCUUAGGCAGAGCUCAGCUCCCACAGGCAUUGACUAGGGAAAGGAAAUGAACUCUGGCAUCUUGGCUUUGUCUAUGGAUAUGUUACUUCAAGAAACAAAUUUAAAAGGUUCCAUCUUACCAUUGAGUGCAGAGUUGGAAGUUCCAUGCAGACCACAGGAGGCCCACGGUGCCAGAAAACAGUGCCGUACCAUCACCUAGAGAAGGCUUCCUCUACUACAGGUGAACUGGCUGAAGCUGCAAGGGUUAAUACCUGAGGAGAACCUUUCCCACUCUUCCCACCUCAUUUUGAGUUUUAGUGCUCUCCAUUGAGUAGGAACCAUGCUGGCUAAAGCCAAGCACAGGCAGAUAGAUGUUAGCUUUCCCCACCCAAUGCUCCCAGUGAACUUCAGUCCUUACCCAGAAGCUCUCCAGAACAGAGUCUGCCCCCAAUCUGAUCCAGAAGUUAUCCUUUGGGUUGGAAUGGUCUACUGUGUCCCUAGUACACAGCAUCACUUGAUUUAAGCCAAAAUUAACUGUUCAGUGCUGCUUUUUAAACAGUUUAAAGUGUCAAGGUCCGGUCUGGGAUGACACCAUGGAUAUCUGUACUGGAUGGAGCAUGAGUGACCCAUUAAGCCAUCUAACCUUCAGAUCAGCUUUUGUAUUCACCUUUUCCUAAAGUAGCUCUAGAAAGACGAGCCCUCCACUGCAGCAUUUGGCUGCAGUGCAUGUUGCUGCCAGGUAAGCACUGAACGCCUGUGAAAGGUGGUGGCGGUCGCGGCAGCAGCACCAACAUGAACCUUUGACUGUAAAACACCCAGCAUUGUUCUGCUGCGUGCCUGGAGCAAGGAAUAAGCUGUGACCCCUUUGGUGCCAGGCAACAAGCCUUGUGAUGACAAGGGGUGGGAAGCGAACCUGUAGGUUCAGCUGAUGGAGACAGACCCAUAUGGUUUUACCUGUUUUAAAGCCAUUAUAUAUUAAGUGGGUCCUAUUACCCCAAAGUACAGCGUGGAAGCAGUAUCCUGCUAAACAACUUCAGCACUGAGGCUCCAGGGAGAGGACACUGCAUCUGUCCUCCUCCCAUUUUCUCUGUGUCUAGUGGAGCGUCUCCCCCACAGAGGGAGGCAGGACCCUCAUCCCUUCUCCUGAACACUGGUUACUAGUGGGCAGGUUAGAAUCUGUACCCUACAGGGGCAUAGUGUUGCUCAAUUUUCCACUUGUUCGAUCAGGCAGAAGCGGAGCUGACUCAUUCUUAACUUCCUUAUUUUAAAAAAAAAAGACCCUGAUAGCAGAAACUGAAGAAAAUCCAUCCACACCCAAUCCCUGCACUCAGCUGUUAAGCCCACAUCCUGUGCUUAUUCUGAGUCUCCAUUUCUGCACACUUUACCACUCUUGUGUGUGUCCUGCCUGUAAGUGCACCUCAAAUGAUGGAAAUAAAAGUUGUACUCUGUGUCCCUUCAGGGUUUGAAAUGAAGUGUUUUGUGCUGCAACCCGUGUCAGGCAAGGCAGCUGAAGCUAAUUUGGGGGAAUUUCUGUGCUGUUGCCUUGCCAAGGGGGAGUCAAGAUGAGAUUGUAGCACCAUACACCUCAGUCCCAGCCUCUGCUGGCUUGGGCACAAUCUCACUUGUAGAGUAGCCCUCUCCGGCUUCUAUUCAGGCAAGAGCUAGUUAUUGUGAAGGGCAGCCUUUUGCAAGGGUGAGGGGCUUGGAGGGCCUUCCCCUCAGAAACUCGCUUCAGGUUUUCACCUUAAAGUACUGAAUUGCUUCUGCUCUGUGGUGACCCUCGCCCCUGAAAGCAUUACAUUGCAGAGCUGGUAACGUAGGAUAAACAUUACAACUCCUUGGAUGGCUGACACCACAAGCUUCUUGUGCAAAAUCUCAGAGCUGAAGUUGUAGAUAAUGGAAGCUUUCUGAUUUACUAACUAAAGCUGAAGGAUCUCCCAGCUAAGACUUAAAUCCAAGGCAUUACCAAGUACUGUUGUCCUUAACCUUGGAAGGGGAGCUUCCCUUCUACGAGGGGAACUUGUUUUGUGUUUGCUAGCUUAAGUUUUCAUACCUUCAUACAAUUGAUGUGUUUUGUGUAGUUCUUGGUACAUACCCAGUAUGUCAUUUAACCUGUCUGGAUCCUUGCACUGUUAGUGGAAUAUAGCACUUCUUACUAGUCUUUCCCACCUGCACCAUCUUCAGCCCCUAACAGUGGUUCUAAUAGAGCCUGAAUUGGUAAGUUACCAUUCUAGAUGCCACUUGUGAUCAUCACAAGGCUAGGUACACUCUGCCACAUCACACCAAGGAGGGGGGAAUGUUACCUGAUGACAAAAUAGUUUUAGAACUGCACUGUACAAUGAGAUGAAUGUAUUUACAGCAAAAUCAUUGUAGCAGCCAGCUGGAAUUUUGCACAUUCAUAUUUAUAAAACAUUUUUUCCUCUCCCUCAUGAAGUUUAAGAAGAUACUUAGAGCACCACAUGGCAGCUGAGCAUCUGACCUGCAGGAAUGGUGGCUAGGUAGCAGUAGGGCUGGAGUACUCAUUCUGGGGAGGAGGCUGCCCUGAGGAUCCUAACCCCUGCAGGACAAGAGAACCUCACAUGCAAGGGUUACAAGCUUUACACAAAGGCUAGUGGUAGCUCUUGUAAGCAGGACUGGUGCAGAGCCCUGCUGGGAUGUAGUCUUAAGAGAUGUCUACCUGCAUACCUCAUUCCAUUAUGCAGGUUACUGAACAUGCUUUGCACUUGUUUUUAUCCCCUAACUUCCCUUGGCUGAAUCAUCUCUAUCCCAUCUCAGUUAACUGAAUAAACGAAUCAGGGGGUGGAAACCAAUGCAGCCAUCCUAAACCUCAGCUUCUGUAGUGACUCCUCGCUGUCUUCAUUGUUGAUAAUCCCAUUACAGGCAGAACUGACAGUCUCAGCCCAGGUCACUGCUUCAUUCAUGUCUCACACUGUGGCUUUCAGAUGGCACAGAAUUCACUAGCAGCAUGGGGAUGGUGCUGCACUCUAUCAGAUCAGUUCUGAGGUUAUUAACCUGACACUUGAGGUAGUUCUGGGCUGUUUCUCCCUACACAUACCAUCAUAGAGCAUUUUGUCUUCCCCACACCUACCCCUUCUAUACCAAGAGCUUAAAUCCAAACAUUACUGAUGCUUAGGAGGAACUAAGUACAGGAAGAAUCAAUUUUUAAGCACACCAUCCAGAACCUCCCCCUUCACCUGAGCUGGAUCCUGCCUUCACUGUUUAUGCCUGCACAUUUCUCUUGUGUUUGAAACACUGAAUUCUUCUUGUGAUUAAGGUGCAAUCUCCAUUUUGCUGGGACAAACAUUCAUGGUAGUUGCUGCCUUUCCUUGAUACUGACCUCUAAAAUGUAGAGAUCAAGUGAGGGGUGUUUCCACAUGUCCUCUCAUACCUUAACUGGAGUGACAGCUCUGUUACUGUAAAAAAAAAUGGAACCCAAUUUCUCACUCUAGCAAGUAGGUCCAGCUGUCUGUUCACAUUUCAGCUUGUAAUAACCCCCCCCCCCCUUUGGCCCUUUUUUUAAAAAUCACUAAACCUCAGCUGAUCCAGAUGCACAUAAGGAGAGGCAGGUAGGGUUUAGUUUCAAGUCAUGCUGACCCUUCAUGGGCAAGAGAAGGAGUGACACUGACAGGUACCAGCACAGAGGCUCCUUGGCAGUGAAAGGAAACAAGUGGUCUUGCCAGUCCUCCCUGUCAGGCAGGAAUCUCUGCUUUGUACAGCAUUGCUAAAGGAGCUAGGUGAAGAAAUAUUCCAGCUCCUUUUGCAGUAGCAGAAGUCCAUGCCAGCUAGAUCCCAUCUGCCAAGUGGUACGUUCCAGCUGACUUUGAUUAAGGCAAGACUUGAGAAAUGAGAGAGAGUUGGAAAGCAUAACUCCCAGGUUGGGCACAGACAAAGCAUUUUUUCUUCUCCCCUACCC